GUCACACUGUCAGAGGGGCAGAAUGUUUUAUUGGGAUUAGAAAGCAUCAAAAGAAACAGCUGGCAAGCAAUCAAGCAAGCAAGCAAAUCAAAGAGAGCAGGUCUCUAUAGCAUCAAAACUCGUAAAAUCGGUGUCAACUGUAAACUCGCGAUUUUGACAUCCUUGCCCCCAACCCAAUUUCGUUCAAUUUACGCUCCGAGAAUAGCGCGUAUCAGUGCUCUCAAAAUCAUAAAAAUACAGUAACCCCCUUACCAAACCCUAACAGCAACAACAAAAACUCUCAUUUCACGUUCAUAACCGGCACCACCAAACAAACACCGUUUAUCUUCGAAAUUACCGUUUCACCCUCCAUGCAGUGAAGCAAAGCGCUAACCCUCUCCAAACCUCCACAGUCUGACCUUCAGCAUGUCAGGAGAUAGCCGGGAAUCGCCUCCGGUUACCGGAGGAGGAAACGGAGUGGUGUUACAGGAUAAAAAAACAGCUCCAGUGAUGGUGCCGAGUCAGAGGCUGAGAUUACACCCUAACAAGGAUCAUACGCCAGAGAGCUAUGAAGAUCUACAACUGGACUUCAGUCCUUCGGUUUUUAGGUCGCUGGAGAAAUACUUGCCGCCUAAUAUGCUUAGUGAUAGCAGAGAAGAGAAAGUGAAGUUCAUGAGAGAUAUUCUAUUGAAGUAUUUGCCUCAUGGAGAGCGAACCAGAGCACAGAAACAUAGAGAAUACAGGCAGAAGAUAAUAUCACAUUAUAAGCCUUUGAAAAGAGAGUUAUACUCAAUGCACCCUGUAACUUUCUUUGUCCCGUCCUUUAUGAAAGCAAUCAAUGAUAACACAGAAGAAAGCCUUAGAAGCAUCAUAUCAGAAGCCUCUCCUGGCGUGCUCACAUUUGAGAUGCUUCAGCCACGCUUUUGCGAAUUACUAGUAGCAGAGGUUGAAAAUUUUGAGGCAUGGGUUAAUGAUACAAAAUUUCGAGUCAUGCGACCAAAUACGAUGAACAAAUAUGGAGCUGUUCUUGAUGAUUUUGGCCUUGAAACAAUGCUUGACAAGCUUAUGGAUGGUUUUAUCCGUCCUAUAUCUAAAGUUUUUUUUCGUGAAGUUGGUGGGGCAACUUUGGAUUCUCAUCAUGGUUUUGUUGUUGAAUAUGGCAAAGAUUGGGAUGUUGACUUAGGCUUUCACGUGGAUGACUCUGAAGUAACUUUGAAUGUUUGCUUGGGCAAGCAAUUUUCUGGAGGAGAAUUGUUUUUCCGGGGCACACGAUGUGAUAAACAUGUAAAUACUGGAAGUCAGCCAGAGGAAAUUUUUUAUUAUUCUCAUGUUCCUGGUGGAGCUGUGCUUCAUCUUGGUCGUCAUAGGCAUGGUGUUAGGGCCACAACAUCUGGUCAUAGGAUCAAUUUACUCCUGUGGUGCAGAAGUUCGGUCUUCAGAGAGAUCAGGAAAUAUCAAAAAGAUUUCUCGAGUUGGUGUGGAGAGUGCACACGAGAAAAGAAGGGAAGGCAGCGAGCAUUCAUCGCUGCCACUAAAUCGGAGUUACUCAGGCAGGAUGGUGAGUCCGUAGCGUGAGCUGUUCAUUCAGUUGUAAUUGUAGACUUGUGUAGCUCCAGAUCUCUAUGCACCGCCGUUGGUAAAUCUUUUGAAGUUCAGUUUUGUGCUCCAGCUUACCAUGACAUGGUGGAACCUUGAAUGUCCAAAUUAUGUGAACUGCAUGAGAUGAACCUGCUUGUAGCAGAUUACAGUAUAUGCCUGCACAUUUUGUAAAAAGAUUUAGGACUGAUCUGAUGUUAGUAAUCGUAAAUUAACAGUUCGUAGCACCAUAUUUAGGGGUAGUCUUGGUAUUUGGAACCACAGUUAGCAAUGCCAAUAAUUCUGUAACUUGAUCAUUUACAAAAUGUUUAAUAAAACUGAGCAUUUUCUCUGA
Molecule: messenger RNA, 1909 nt
Organism: Populus nigra (black poplar)
Lineage: Eukaryota; Viridiplantae; Streptophyta; Magnoliopsida; Malpighiales; Salicaceae
Product: 2-oxoglutarate and iron-dependent oxygenase domain-containing protein CP2-like
Exons: 9
Coding region: 406-1554 (382 amino acids)
Molecular function (GO): oxidoreductase activity, acting on paired donors, with incorporation or reduction of molecular oxygen; iron ion binding; L-ascorbic acid binding
Source: RefSeq, a predicted model, not a curated record